Messenger RNA from Effrenium voratum, 841 nucleotides. The record is from the annotation of a GenBank genome assembly. Lineage: Eukaryota; Dinophyceae; Suessiales; Symbiodiniaceae.
AGGCUCCUUCCGGCGCCUGCUCAUGCAGGAAGCGGCCGACCAAGUGGAGGACGGCUCGUUGCUGGAGCUCUUUCAGCUCGCCGCCGCGGAGAUCCUGAAGCGACGGGAGGAGAUGGGUUUCGAGGAGGCCACGGAGCUGCUGAUGGGCUUCAGCAUCCUCGUGCAGCCGCUGGACCAGGAUGCGCUGAGCCGAAGCUGCGCCGUUGUGGCGAAGGCGGCGGCCGCUGAGGAGAUGGCCCCGGCAUAUCUGGCCCACUGCUUCUACACGCUCACUGCGCUGUACCUGGCAGGGCAGCCGGUGGAGAAGUGUCAGCAGACCGUGGCAGCGGAUCUGAGCCUCAAGGUGGCGGUCUGCAUGGCCUGCGACCUGGAGCUGUUGGCCCAGGCGCUGCUGGCGCUGUCGCGGCGAACCAACCAGGCUGCCCUGGCCAGCCUCAGCUUCCGUAUCCUGUUGCAGACGGCGCAGCGUGAGACCGUGCGCAAAGCCAAGGACCUGGGCGCCUUCCGCGCGGCGCGGCUGGGGGCCUUCCUGGCGGCCGCGGCCUGGCCCUGGCGGCAGGCCAUGCUGCAGCCCUGGUUUCUGCCAGAGCUGCAGGCCUUCUGCUUCAGCGACGCGGCGUUUGGCACAGCUUCAGGUUAUGGGCUGUGGCUGAGCUCGGUGACAAAGACAGAGCUGGCUCCGCCAUGGCCAGAUGCCGUUGCUUGGUACGAUGCGCCGCCAAGCAGCAGGACCAUCUUGGCAUCCGCCUACGGGGGUCCUGAGUGGCUUAUGGGCUGGGAGAGGCCGAACGAGCAUGAAGAAGUGGAGAUCGGCUGAGCUAUGCGCAGACUCUGCCGCGCG